GGAGAAAGAUUUUGAAGACAUUUUAUUCUGUGCUGGAAUUUAUAAAUUUUAUGUUAACACGUUUGGAACUAUGAUUUCUACUUGAAGACAAAUCUCACAGACCGAUCACUUGAAAUAAUCUCGUAAAAAUGAAGGCGCAUAGUAUAUACUGGAAUUCUAGAUGGAAGAUUACUUUUAUUGCGCUAGCGAUACUUUUCUACAUAGGCGUGUACUGGGCCCAACUCACAGGAUCUAACCCAAACACAAGAAGUCCCAACAACGAAACUAACUCAAACGUAUCUUCUGUGCGGAAUAGUUUUCAUAAAGUGCAAAACAAAACAUCUAAUGUUCCACACAGUGAUAGCAGGUAUUCUAAACUACUGCAGGAGUUGAAAAUACCUCCUUACAUGCCUUAUAGUGAGGUUUUCUUGAAAAAUGCUUCAAUUAACAACGAAUCGCUGGUGGAAGAUCUCAUCAGGUCAGGAUUUGGUCUCCAGUCUUACGUCACGGAAACUGGUGAAGAAAUCUGGACAGAAAAUGGCGUCCAGUAUCGUCCGUUUCCUUACAAAGAACCAAAAGACAGCAAAUAUUACAAUUCAGAGUUUGAAGCCUACAUUCCUUUCAAUGAGACCACGUUUUUUGAAGGUCGACCAGCUCAUCCAUUGUUUAGAAAUGGGACGAAAAAAAUAAUUUUAUGGUGGCAACAUAAAAUUGGUCAGGCAAGCAUUGACGGGCUAAAAACUUUGAGGGCGUGUCCAGAGUUUCCUUGUGUCAUUGGCUCAGACAGGAAGUACACAGACGUCAGUAGUGCUCUACUUGUUGACACACAAUUUGUAAACCACGAGCCUCCACCUGCCCUUAAAGCUGAUCAAGUUUUAGUUUACUAUCAAAUAGAAGCUAAGGGAGAUAUGUGGUACGGAAAUAUAUUUCAGGAGCACCCACACUGGAAUACAGCAUUCAACUGGACGAUGUCUUUCAGAAGGAACGCGGACAUUCGGACUUACUACGGUUUGAUCAGAAGAAGAAAACAUAUCAGAGAAAAAAAUUACACAUCAAUUUUAGCAUCUAAGACGAGGCUGGUCGCCUGGUUUGUGUCGAAUUGUAAUACAAAUUCAAAACGGGAAGAAUAUGUGGCAGAGCUUCAACGGUAUCUAAAGGUCGAUGUUUAUGGGAAGUGUGGUACGUUUAGUUGCGCCAGAGGAAACGAUAGCAGCUGCCGUGAUCAAAUUCGUAAAAAGUACAAAUUUUACAUAGCGUUUGAGAGCAAUCUUUGUAAAGAUUACAUUACGGAAAAGGUGUAUAAAUACUUCGAUUCAGAUUUCAUUAUUAUUGCCCGUGGAUCAAAUUUCUAUUCGAGUAAUCUCCCUUCAGAAACUUUCAUAAACACCGCUGACUUCAAAUCUCCCGAGGAACUGGCUAAAAGAAUUCUAUAUUUAGAUUCCCAUGACGAUGCUUACAUUGCAAUGCUGAAAGAGAAAGACAAAUACUUUAGCAUCUACGAGGAUUAUCCGUUAUACCGUAUCGAUCCUGUGUACCUGGAGUAUCGAUACGAGGCAGUUCCCAUGUGCCAGUUGUGUCAGCGGGUCUGGAACUUGGAGAAAUAUGCUAAAACUGUGCCAGAUUUUCUUGGGUGGUUUUAUAACACAGAAUUUAAAUGCAAUUAAGUAACUUCUAUAAAACGUUUAAUUAAAUCAGCGAGCUGUUACAAAAUAAAUACUAUCGUAUUUACUAUUGUAAAAUCGAAAACAAGUAGUCUAACUACUGUACAAUAAAUAUCAAGUUUUGUGAAAAACGAUAAUGACGUUUCAUGCUUGAAGAUUGCCAGUUGCAUAGGCGUGCUUAUAAUGGUCUUUAUAUCUAAUAUAUAGAACCAAAUACACCUUGAGAUUUGGAGAAAACAUGAAAUAACAGACUGAGAGAUCUAGUUUUCUGCCUAAGUGAAAGCACAUUUUGCUAAAGUAUAAAACGAGGAAAAUGAUAAAUUUUUACAAAGUUUUCGUUUGAUCAAAUUGUAAUUAUGGCUAUGAGUUUUGCUAUUCAAUAUACUAACAAUGAUUAUAUGGAUUGUAGUAUAAUUUAGUUUUUCAAAGCAAAGUUUAAAUGCCCUUUACAAAGAUUAAGUUAAAAGGAAAGGAGCUUGACUGCAUAUUUACAAAAGCUUUAUGGCAUUGUAUAUAGCCCAUUACUUGCCUGUAAUUUAUAUAUUUAUUUACAUAAGAUUUUGUGAUUUUGCCUUCUUAUUUUUUAAAUAUCAACGUGAUUGACAAAAUUGUGCGUCAAAAAAUGUAUUGCUUAAUAAAUUAUUGUUUAAAUUACUUUAUUUUAAUUUGAUUGUAUCAUGAAUAUUCACACCAGGCAAUACAUACAGUGUGACACACAAAGUUCAGAAAAAACCAACAUUUC
Molecule: messenger RNA, 2382 nt
Organism: Physella acuta
Lineage: Eukaryota; Metazoa; Mollusca; Gastropoda; Physidae
Product: alpha-(1,3)-fucosyltransferase fut-1-like
Cellular component (GO): membrane
Molecular function (GO): fucosyltransferase activity
Source: RefSeq, a predicted model, not a curated record